GUCGGGUACGUGAAACGGUGCGGAUUUUCCGUGUUACGGUGCUUCCAUCCAAGAUGUCGGACCGAGAAACAACCAGAUGCUUCCAAGCACUGGUCAGCUCAUUUAUUGAAGAGUGUCUGUGUUGCGACUGUGGAACAAAAUACAGGACGAAGAGUGGUUUACGUAAACACCGAGUACUAAAACACUCAGAUAACCAGCCUUAUAAAUGCUGUGGUAGAGUCUAUGUUGAGCGAUCGUCUCUUGAAGUCCACCAGAGAGCACAUCAUGAUAAGAAGAAACUUGAAUGUGGAAAAUGCAAUGAAACCUUUACUAGGAAAUCAGCGCUAAACAGACAUAUGAUAAGCCAUGGAAACACUGAAAAGAAAGAAUUUACAUGCACCAUAUGUAAGCGAGACUUUUUAAGGAAAGAUGAACUUGUAGACCACAUUAAAGGUGUGCACGAAAAAGCAAAAAGGUUCAGUUACACUAUUUGUUCAAAGAAAUAUGUCUGGAGAGCAAGUCUAUGUAGACAUCUUCAAAGAGUCAUAAGUAAAUUUUCACGUGGUGAUAUGAUACAAGUUCAUACUGUAUCAAAAUGUUUUCCGUACUUUCAAAUUUUUAAGUUUCCUUUUUAUAAGUCAUGA
Molecule: messenger RNA, 623 nt
Organism: Ruditapes philippinarum (Manila clam)
Lineage: Eukaryota; Metazoa; Mollusca; Bivalvia; Venerida; Veneridae
Product: zinc finger protein 605-like
Exons: 3
Coding region: 54-623 (189 amino acids)
Biological process (GO): regulation of transcription by RNA polymerase II
Cellular component (GO): nucleus
Molecular function (GO): DNA-binding transcription factor activity, RNA polymerase II-specific; RNA polymerase II transcription regulatory region sequence-specific DNA binding
Source: RefSeq, a predicted model, not a curated record